GCCUCAGAGAGUCACGGGGCCGCACCCGGAAGUCGUCUGCGUUGCGGCGGCGGCGCCGGGCGGGAUGGGGGAAUCGAUCCCGCUGGGUGCGCCGGUGCCGGUGGAGCAGGCCGUGCUGGAGACGUUCUUCUCCCACCUGGGCAUCUUCUCCUACGACAAGGCCAAGGACAAUGUGGAGAAGGAGCGGGAGGGCAACAAGAGCGCGGGGGCCAGCUGGCUGGCGCUGCUGGCCGGGCUGGCGCACCUGGCCGCCGCCGAGAAGGCCUACCACAGCAUGACCUUCCUGGGCCAGAAGCUAGGUGGUCAGUCAUUCUUCAGCCGAAAGGACUCCAUCCGAACCAUCUACACAUCUCUGCAUAAUGAGCUGAAGAAGGUGGUGGCGACGGGUCGCAAUGCACUAGGAGGAACAGCUCCUCACUUGGAAGAGCUGCUUUCUCACCUGUCUGAACAGCUCUGUUUUUUUGUUCAGGCUCGGAUGGAAAUUGCUGACUUCUAUGAAAAAAUGUACACGCUCAGCACCCAAAAGUUCAUUAACUCUGAGGAACUGGUAAACAUUUUGGAAUCCAUCUUAAAGAAAUACAGCUCAAGGUUUCAUCAUCCAAUCCUCAGUCCUCUUGAAAGCAGUUUCCAACUGGAAGUGGAUGUGCUUGCCCAUCUCUUAAAGGCUCAAGCUCAGAUCUCAGAGUGGAAGUUCCUUCCAUCCUUGGUCAACUUGCACAGUGCUCACACAAAACUGCAGACUUGGGGCCAAAUUUUUGAGAAACAGAGAGAGACCAAGAAACAUCUGUUUGGAGGGCAGUCUCAGAAGGCUGUACAACCUCCACACCUCUUCCUCUGGCUGAUGAAACUCAAAAACAUCCUCCUUGCCAAGUUUAGUUUUUACUUUCAUGAAGCCCUCAGCCGACAAACGACAGCAUCUGAAAUGAAAACUUUGACUGCUAAAACAAACCCUGAUUACUUUGGGAAAAUCUCCAGCUUCAUCCGGAAGUAUGAUGCCAUCAACGUGUCCUUAAUUUUUGACAAUCGUGGAUCAGAAAGUUUUCAGGGACAUGGUUAUCAUCACCCCCAUUCUUACAGGGAAGCCCCCAAAGGAGUGGAUCAGUACCCUGCCGUGGUGUCUCUGCCCAGCGACAGGCCUGUCAUGCACUGGCCCAAUGUAAUCAUGAUUAUGACUGACAGAACCUCUGACCUCAACAGUUUGGAGAAAGUUGUUCACUUCUACGAUGACAAAGUCCAAAGCACGUACUUUCUAACUCGUCCUGAACCUCACUUUACCAUUGUAGUUAUUUUUGAGUCCAAGAAGUCAGAAAGGGACUAUCAUUUUAUUUCUUUUCUCAAUGAAAUUUCACAUUCACUUAAGAACUCCAAAGCUUUUGCAAGUUUGAAGCCUGGAUCCAAAGGGUAAAAUGCAGACUACUUACAAGCUGUCAAGGCAGUAUGCCAGCCUUGAGGGAACUGUAGCUUUCAAGGGUUACAUAAAUUCAUGAUUCUCAGAGUCUAAUUAAAAAGGAACCAUUAUUUUUAAUGUUAUAAGUUCCUUUUUUUAAGCUAACAGACACUUGAAAAGUAUUUUUGAGCAGUACUCAGUGGGACAACUUAAUUGUGGGGUGCUAAAUAGCCACAGUAGGAUUUUUUGUGUGGUUUUCAGUUUUCAGUAUGAUUUUUUUUUUCAGUCCACAACUUUGUUGCCUGUGUCAGAAAGGAAUAUAUGCACUUUAUCUUAGACUGAUCAUUGACUGUCUUCUGCAGAGUUUAUUGAAAAUGCAGUAAGAACAGCAGAUACUAUCUUUUCAUAAAACUGCAUUGCCUGACUAGAAUGAUUUGUGAGAACUAAAUACUGAUACAAGGGAAUAUUAAAAAAACCCAAACCUUCAAGGACUCAUGUUAAAUAAAAUACAGGAAUCACAAAAGGCACUAUUUUUAAUUAUAACUUAAUUUUCAAAUAUUUUGGAGUAUAACUGAAGUCUCUGACACUCUGUUAAGCACCAAUCUCGCUUCUUAAUACCCUGUGUAAUAAAGCUUUGUCAUUGCUCCAGGCAGGAUGGGGCAAGAAAAGCUGCAGCAUGGGCUGGAAGGCCAGGGUUCACUGGAGUGUUGUGACAUUGUGUGUCCAGCACCAGUCUUGGCUCAGAUUAGCUGAAGGAGACAAGAUGAGGUUGAGCAGAUACUCUACAAGGAAUCGCUCCAUGGGAAAAGCAGCAAAACUCUUUUCAAAUUAUGCUUUUGCCUGGCUAACUUAAAACAAACAAGAAACACGAAACCAAACAGUAGGAAAUGCCCUUUGUAAAUAAGUUAUUUUCUGAUUUGCUGUUAGGGUUAACCUGAUCUGUUUUCAGAUUUUUAUAAGCAUGUAGGUUUUUUUCUUUCUUUCUGUUCAGUUUUAAAUAAUUUCACAAUGAAGCCAAAUCACUUUUGGAAUUUGAAUUUAAAUAUAUAGCCUAUGCAGGUGUUUACCUCGUUCUAAAAUGUCUCAUUGACCACUUCUAGGCUGCAGGUUUGGAAAAAGUAUUUUUUUUUUUUGGUUACCCUGUAUUUGGAAAUCAGUAUUUCCAAAUUGAAUGGAAGGGUCUGUUUGGCUGUGCCUGUAGCCUUAUAUUGUGUGAUUCUUCUGACUGUUAGCUAUGCAGUUGUGCACUUUCAUGGGGAUUAUGGAGGACUGUUACGGGUCUGCUGUAUGAUGUAUUUAAGCGUAGUAAAGUUAGAUCCUUCGUUGACACUGUAUAAGGUGUAACAUCAUGACUUGCUUGCUUUAAAAGGGAGUUUCAGUCAAAAUACUGCUUUCUGAUAAGACUGAAGUAUAAAAGAUACCACUGCAGACGUGGCUUUUACCAAUGCCCUUUCUCUCCCCCAAAAGGUUAUGGUAACGUGUCUUGCCUCUUGCUGCCAAUACUGAUUUCUUUUACAAUCACACAAACAUGUUCUGUGCUCAAAAUGUAAGCUCUGACUUUCCACUUGGUACCAAAUGGAGCCUCCCAUGCUCUGCUAUGGUUGUGUCUGCCUCUGUUGUGAGCAUCCGUGCCGCUACCUUUCCCCUGAAGUCCUAGUCUGAGUGCUGUAUCACUCUUCAAAGUUGAGAGUUGCUCUUUGUCACUGGAAAAUAGCAGGAAUUGCAAAUAUACCAACAGCUGGAAGGCCCCUGGUUGUCACAACGUUACACUUUGCAGCUUGAAUUGCCAAUUUAAUAGGACAAGGUUGCAAAGAACAGUGUUGAGAGGGUUUGUGUGCCUCCCUCUGUGGGACAGUAAGCUUGUAAUAGCGUUGUACUACUGACUUCCUCAGCCUGAGUAACAGAAAAGAGGCUGUUGCCAGAACUGGUUCCCAGUCUUCAGCAGUGUAAUAAAGCAUUGUACAAAUUC
Messenger RNA from Calypte anna (Anna's hummingbird), 3356 nucleotides. It is a transcript of the gene KICS2, whose product is annotated as chromosome 1 C12orf66 homolog. The transcript is spliced from 3 exons. Gene Ontology annotation, cellular component: KICSTOR complex. NCBI's taxonomy places the organism in Eukaryota, Metazoa, Chordata, Aves, Apodiformes, Trochilidae. The record is from RefSeq and is a predicted model, not a curated record. Bases 65 to 1405 code for a protein of 446 amino acids. Gene Ontology annotation, biological process: protein localization to lysosome; cellular response to glucose starvation; cellular response to amino acid starvation.